Molecule: messenger RNA, 768 nt
Organism: Capsella rubella
Lineage: Eukaryota; Viridiplantae; Streptophyta; Magnoliopsida; Brassicales; Brassicaceae
Product: protein UXT homolog
Exons: 7
Coding region: 108-566 (152 amino acids)
Biological process (GO): positive regulation of transcription by RNA polymerase II
Cellular component (GO): mediator complex; chromatin
Molecular function (GO): transcription coregulator activity
Source: RefSeq, a predicted model, not a curated record
CCACUCGCCGUCUACAUUAACAUUACCGACGUUCUAAUCGCUGUAACCACCAGCAUCAUCGUCGUUUACUCUUUUCGUGUAUUAACUUCUUUCAAUACCUUGCUGUAAUGGACGAGGGACGUCAAAAGGACUUGCAGUUAUUGGAGGAGAUAAUCGAUAAAGGUUUGAAACAGAAGCUUGUACACGCAACUGCUUCACGGGACAAGAUCUUUGAAGAACAAAAAGUACUCUCUGACUUGCGGAAGAACCUAGAAACUCUGGAGAAAAAUGGUGUGAAUAGUCUCAAAACAAGGGUCAACCUCGGUUCAGAAGUUUACAUGCAAGCUGAAGUGCCAGAUACUCGACACAUAUUCAUGGAUGUAGGACUCGGCUUUUAUGUUGAGUUCACCAGGCAAGAAGCUCUCGCCUAUAUUUCACAAAGAGAGGAAAGAAUUAAAACACAACUAGAAGAGUUUACUGGUGUUAUUACACAGAUCAAAGGGCGCAUCAAAUUGGCUCAUUACCAGAUUCAGCAAAUACUCAAUCUUCCUGAAGAGAAUCCCUCAUCCCGGCAACGUUCCUUUUAGACUUAUCUCGUUUAGUGCUUCUGCCUUAGUGUUUUUGAGUUUUUUUUAACUGUAUUGCGUGGGAAAGGAGAAUGUUAGCUGAAGGUGUAAUACUAACUUUCCUCUCCAAUGGAGACAGACAAAUGGAUUAAAUGAUGUCGUCGUAGAUUGAACCUUAUUGAUCAGGGCACAUCUAUUCGAGAUGAUCAGAUGUAGUAAUGUA